Messenger RNA from Arachis ipaensis, 1168 nucleotides. NCBI's taxonomy places the organism in Eukaryota, Viridiplantae, Streptophyta, Magnoliopsida, Fabales, Fabaceae. The record is from RefSeq and is a predicted model, not a curated record.
AUGACGACCGGUGAGAUAUUGAGAGUAUGUGAGAGAAUGUUUGAAUGUGAAGGGAGGGUGGAGUGUUGUGUGAUGGCAGUAAAGAAGAGAGUGUGGGCGGUUAUGGUUUCUCAAAUACAUCUUCCCUCGUGCUCCAAGUCUUCAACCCCCUGUUCGCUGUCACCGAUCGCAGCUGCUUCCUCGAGCUCGGCGUCCGUCGUCUUUGUCUGCUCAGCCGCGCUUCCGCCGCCGUUUGUUUGCCGUUUACGUUCGCAUUUUCGUUCGCGUUCUUCGCCGUUCACGUUCGCUCGGCGUUCACCGUUCGCGUUCACUCGCCGUUCACCGUUCGAGUUCGCAUUCGCGUUCGUCUGGAAGCCACGUUGCGCUGCUUCAAACUCUGCGACCAACCCGCGUGCUCCACCUAGCCGUCGAACUGCUCUCUUUUGUCUGCCGUCUGAACCAGAACUAGAGCAGUUCAAUGACCGGUCCGGUUUUCAGAACCUUGAUCCCCUCACUCCCUCUCUUCUCUUCGAAGUUCCAACAGCCACCAGCUCACCACCCACUAGCCACCAUUCGAAACCCAUCACUCACACUCGUUGCCGAACCCUUCUCCUCGCCGUGGGUGCCAUCGUUGCCGGUGGAAAAGUCUGCUCGGCCAUCUUCUCGACGUUCCUCCUCUCCUGGCCGUCGAACGAAGGGCUGCAUCGAGCUCCUAGCGUCUUUGUCGCGAAGGAUUGCUGGGUUCGUUGGUCGUUGUCUAUCGGAGCUCACUGUCUCUCUGUCCGAGCUCACUUUCUUGUUCAAGCUCUCUCUGUCUCUCUGUUUGAGCUCACUUUCCUUCUCCGUCGCUGUCAUUUCUGAUUCUGUCGUCACCGUCACUUCCUUUCUCCCUCGCUGCCGGUACUUCAAUUUAUUUUUGCUUGUUUUUGAAUUUUUUUUAAAUGAUACUGAUUAUGUGAUUCUGAGUUGCCGGGUUUACUAUUUUGAGUUCCUGAGGUAGUAUAAUACUGAUUCUGUGAUUCUGAGUUAUUGGGUUUACUAUUUUGAGUUGCUGAGUUAGUAUAAUACUGAUUUUGUGAUUCUGAGUUGCUGGGAUUAAUAUUCUGAAUUGCUGCUGCUUGUCUAAGUUAAUUUUUUUGAUGAUUAAUUUUGUUAGUUUCUGAUUUUCUGAUUUUGAAGAUGCAAUCAC